Molecule: messenger RNA, 2593 nt
Organism: Oncorhynchus tshawytscha (Chinook salmon)
Lineage: Eukaryota; Metazoa; Chordata; Actinopteri; Salmoniformes; Salmonidae
Product: nuclear body protein SP140
Exons: 15
Coding region: 441-2240 (599 amino acids)
Biological process (GO): regulation of transcription by RNA polymerase II
Cellular component (GO): nucleus
Molecular function (GO): DNA binding; protein binding; DNA-binding transcription factor activity, RNA polymerase II-specific
Source: RefSeq, a predicted model, not a curated record
GAGUGGCCAGUACACUACAGUCAUAUGUGCACACAGUCAUAUGUGCACUUUCACUUUCCAAAAGUAAUUUGAAGUGGUCUUCCGUGCUGGCGGGAGAUCUAUUUUUUUUUUCGAAAAUAACAAUAACAACAUGUUGUAGGCCUACAGCUGAAAACCUUUUGAUUACGUCCAUCGUCCAAACUGGAAUGUAGACUAUUUUCGUCUCGAAUGCUUUUGCGCGCCUAUCGUCUGAAUGAAUCUAUCCACCCUGGGCCUGUAUUGAAUUGUAAAUAGCCUACAAUCAUACUUUCAUUUCUGAAUCUAUAUGUGCAACCCAAUAUGAACCGGUUCGUUAAUUAUUAAACUGUUAAUAAUACUCAGUCAUCUGGUAAAUAUUGCAUUUUUUUUUUCAACAAAGAAAACUGAAUUGAAGAGGUGGACUGCAUUUGCGAUCAGCGCCAAUGGACCCGUUGGAUUUUUUGACAGAUAAGCAGUUACUGCAGUAUUUCCGCUGUAGUAGAACAGAAAUGUCGUGCAUGGAGCAACCACACACCUUUCUUAACCAGCUCAGAGACCACCACUUCAUUCCAGAGAAAAUGCACACGAAGCUGAUUCGGUGUAAGAGUAAGGAGGUGAGGGAGAAGGGUGUGUACCAGGUGUUGGACUGGGUGGAUGCAGAGAGGCCCAACAGCAUCAAGGUGUUCUGGAAAUGUGUGUUCAGGGACCACCUCCUGCUGCAGUACCCCACGUUACGCCUGCUCCGAAACCGCCUGCUGGACGGGUCGUUCACAUUUUAUGAGAAUCUGCCAGAGAAGGUGGAGAAUGAAGAGGAGGAGGAGGAUAAGAAGAAGAAGGGUUCAGCGGAAGGAGAAGAUGAGGAAGAGAAGACAAGAAGGAAAAAGAGGAACCAGAAAAAGAGAAGUGAGAGUGUGGAGGAGCAGCCCAGCACGUCCACACAGUCCAACCCCAGUCAGAAGAGGAAAGUUCAGAGGCCGACCUACUCAUCUCCUUUCAGUAAGAAUGAGAAAGCUGACAUCUGGACCUGGCCCAUCUACAAGACCCAGCUCCCAGUCACCUGUGGGGACAAAGAAGGCACGCUCAACAGGGACAAGCUAGCCAAAGGGAAGAGGUGCAUUGUGGUCCAGGGUCGAUGGUUCACCCCAAGUGGCUUUCAGGAGUUUGGGGGGAAGAAGAGCAGUAAGAACUGGAAGUGCAGUAUCCGCUGUAGAGGCACCACUCUGGGAAAACUGAUCCAGGAAGGCCAUUUAACUUCACCAGACUUUAAAAGAAGAAAGAGUGCACAGGCCAAGAGAGUACUGUUUCUCUCUAACCAAUCAGCGGGCUCAAUCACAGAAUCUGAGGAGAAUGACGAUGAUGAGGAGGAAGAGGAGGAGGAAGAAGCUGAGCAGGAAAAAGAGGAAGUCUUCAAAGUCACAUGUGGAGCCAUCAAUGGAAUGCUACAUAAGGAUCGGUUUGCAUCAGGGUCGUGUGGAAAGAGCAUCCGUACAGAGCUGUGCUGGAUGACCCCGGUGGAGUUUGUGAAGGGGGAGUCAGCUCUGGAAGAUCCCUCCUGGAAGAAAGACAUCCAGUGGGACGGGAAACCACUCAGCGUCCUCAUCGAGAGUAAGAUCUUGGUCAUCCAUUGUAAGUGCAAGCUGUGCAGCUCCACGGCCAAAGACAGGCAUGAUCAGGAUAACGAUGACGACUGCUUCAUCUGUAGAAGCCAGGGCAACUUGAUAUGCUGUGAUGAGUGUCCUCGCUCCUUCCAUCAGAGAUGUCAUCUUCCGAAUGUGGAUGGCGCCAUGAUGGGGGAUGAUUGUCCGUGGAUCUGUACAUUCUGUGUACUGAGGGCCAGUCAGUCGUGGCGCUACCCCAAACAAAUGACCUACCAGGAAGCCUUAACCUGCCGAAUCUCAGACAACCUACUGGAAUGCCAGUACCUCCUGCUGUGCCUAUACCAUGCGGACGAGGACCACAUCUUUGUGGCAGAUCCUUGCAUCCACGUGAGAAACUACACCAGCGUGAUAAAGACCCCUAUUUGGCUGGAUAGGGUUGUGGAGAAGCUGCAGCAGAAUCUCUACCAGUCAGUGCAACACUUUGUGUCUGAUGUGUUGCUUAUCUUCACCAACUGUGCCACAUUUAACAGGGAUAAUGCAGAGUUCCGUGUGAUGGGCGAAAGAUUGAAGGAUCUAUUUGAGAGAGAGUUCAAGAGUACAUUCAGUAUCCAGCUUCAGCAUCCAACUGCACCCAACAGCCAGUAGAGCCUUCAUCAAGUCUGUACUGUUAUCUCACUAUGAGACAACAGGAAAUAUUCACCAUGCCCUGGUCUUUCUAUACAGCCUUCAUACAGACUUGCAUGUACAUUAUUAUCCAUCUAGUCCUUUCAUGAAUUUCUUUCAUUUGUUCUAGCAGUCAAAAUGGGUGUGUGAUGAUAAUUGAAAUUUAAUGAUGGUGAUAACAUUGCAUUUCACACAGUAAAUGUUGCUUUGCUAACUUCUCAUGCAAGAGCCUUAGCAUUCCUCACCUUCCAGGUUCUUACUUCUGGUUAGGCCUCACUAGAUUCAUGUCCAGGGAUUCUAGCGAAAAUAAACUCGUGAAUUUCUAAAACAUUGUA